AGAUGAACGAGCCGUGUGGGCGGGUGUACAGGCAGAGCACAAAGGAAACACACGGGGGGAUUGCGUGAGAACGGCUGCAAUCUCAAGUGAGAUUAUUAACUGAACUCGCCAAGCAGGCAGCGCCGCCCUGGAUGUUUUUCAUGCAUGGGAGUCCUGUAGUGGAUGGUGGAGCCUUUUCAAACAACUACGAAGCAGGAGGCAUCAGAGAGGGUCCAAAGUACCGGCUGCACCAGAAGAAGAGCACAGUGUGCUCUGCAGCUGAGCUGAGAUGACUUCUCCAUUCCAAAUACAUCAGAUCCAGUCCAAAAUGGAGCAAGGCUUGAACAUGAAGGACGAGGAGAAGCUCUACAAGUGGAAUGGAAUUCUCUACCCCACGAUCAUGAGCCCACCGGAAAACCUCGAUGCCAUGAAGAACAUGGAGGCCCGUGAGGAGGACAUCAUGCUGAUGGCAUACCCUAAGUGUGGGUUCAACUGGAUUGUAGCAGUGAUUCGGAAAAUAAUGAGUGUGUCUGCUGGCCUGACUGUCCCCAACAGGCCACCUCUGAUUGAGUUCUGGUCUCCAGACGUGCAACAGACUGUAGCCGAGUCACCAUCGCGGAGGCUUCUCGGAUCACACAUGUGCCCUGAUAACAUUCCCGCAUCUUUUACGACCAAGAAAACGAAGAUCUUGGUGGUGUUUCGAAACCCCAAAGACACUGCUGUGUCUUAUUACCAUUUCAUGAACAAAAAUCCAGUUCUGCCCAAGGUCGAGUCCUGGGACAAAUUCUUCUCGAACUACAUAAAUGGUGAAGUGCCCUGGGGUUCGUACUUCGGCCAUGCACUGGCCUGGGAGAAACGCAUGGACGAUCCAAACGUGAUGGUUGUGACCUUUGAAGAACUGAAGGAAAACUUGCCAGAAGGUAUUCGGAAAGUCGCCGAUUUCUUCAGCUUCCCCCUGACGGAUGAACAAGUCAAAAACAUCGCCGAGGAGAGCACGUUCAGCGCCAUGGUGGAGAGCUCCAAAACAUCCCACGGCCCUUUCAGCAAAGUCAUUUUCCGAAAAGGUGAGGUCGGUGACUGGAGGAACCACUUCAGUGAGGCCCAGAGCAAACAAAUGGAUGAAGAGUUCAAGAAGAAGCUAGCAGGAACCAAGCUAGGAGCCAAGCUGAAAUACAACCAGUACUGCCAGUAGGUGAAGGAUUCCUGACCACCCACCUGAGCCAAGCACCUGCUGACUGUUGACCUCUGUCAAUUCCUGUUUCUUCAAUUGCUUGAAUUAAUAUUUGUAUAACCUUUUAAAAUCAUUUAGGUUUAUUUAACGAUAUAAUUCUAUGAAUUAUAUUGGACUUGUUUUGAAAAUAAAAGUCUUUCAUUAAAAGUCUA
Messenger RNA from Electrophorus electricus (electric eel), 1362 nucleotides. RefSeq names its product sulfotransferase family, cytosolic, 6b, member 1 (gene sult6b1). The record is from RefSeq and is a predicted model, not a curated record. NCBI's taxonomy places the organism in Eukaryota, Metazoa, Chordata, Actinopteri, Gymnotiformes, Gymnotidae. Gene Ontology annotation, molecular function: sulfotransferase activity.